AUGGAAACGGAGCUCAAGGAGCCAAAUCAAAUUACCAGACCAGGAGCACUCUCCGGACCUGGUCGAGAUAUCCCCAGACACACGUAUCCCAUUAAACAGGUCCAAAUCGAAUCUCCGGACGUCCGAGCAGACGUACAGGAUGUCGACUAUAUCGAGGAAAAUGUACAGUCUCGUGUAUCGAAACCACUUUGGGCAUUGAUCGUCCUGACCAUCCUUUCCUCCACCUUUCUCUUCUCACUUGACAAUACCAUAGUUGCAGAUGUGCAGUAUCCAAUCGUUGAACGGUUUGGGGAGGUGGGCAAAAUGAGUUGGCUCGGGGUAGCUUUCGUUCUAUCAGGCUCGGCCACCAUCAUCGCCUGGGGUAAACUAUUCGGCAUCUUCAGCGCCAAAUUCCUAUACCUGUUCUCCGUUGUGAUGUUUGAGGUGGGAAGUGCAGUCUGUGGUGCAGCUCCAUCAAUGAAUGCGAUGAUUGUUGGUCGUGCUGUCGCUGGUCUCGGGGGUGCUGGGAUGUAUUUGGGCUGCUUGACAUUGCUCUCGAUCACUUCAUCAGUCCGCCAGAGACCGCAGUAUAUGGCUCUCACAGGAAUUACAUGGGGCCUUGGGACCGUUUUGGGGCCUGUGGUCGGUGGCGCAUUUGCCCAGAAUCGACAUGCGACUUGGCGUUGGUCGUUCUAUAUCAACCUCUGCAUUGGAGCAGCCUUUUCUCCAAUCUAUAUUUUCUGUCUACCUCGUGGUGACCCCCAGAAAGUCACGAGCUUCCGACAUAAGCUCUUACAGAUCGAUUAUCUGGGAAUGGUCUUGAAUGUCGGAGCUUUUACAGCCCUGAUCAUGGCCAUCAAUUUCGGAGGGAAUAUUUUUGCGUGGGAUUCUGGUCGAGAAAUCGCGCUAUGGGUGGUAGGAAGCGUGGUCCUACUACUCUUCAUUUUACAGCAGGCCUUCAGUGUCGGUACUAUGGAGACCGAAAGAGUGUUUCCAGUGGACUUUCUGACGAUGCCUUUGAUGUGGCUUCUGUUUUGUCUUAUGUGCUGUGCUGCUACAUGCGUGUUUGUGCCGACAUACUACAUACCACUGCACUUCCAGUUUGUCCGAGGAGAUUCACCUUUAGGGGCAGCAGUUGGACUGCUCCCGUUUAUAUUUCCUAUGGUAUUUUGUGGCUUGGCUAAUGGUGCUGCUAUGACAAAACUGGGUUACUUUAUGCCAUGGUAUUUAGUGGGAGGGGUUCUGACUGCGCUUGGAGGUGGCUUGAUGACGACUGUCAACGAGAACACUUCUACGACACAUAUCUAUGGAUAUUCGGCAUUGAUAGGUAUCGGCGCUGGAAUGUAUAUACAGACGGGGUUCUCAGUGGCCCAGGCUAAAGUAGCCUCGUCGCGCACAUCCGAUGCAGCCUCCUUUAUUGCUCUGGCACAGAACCUCGGAAUCACUCUCGCUUUGGCCAUUUCCGGUGCCGUUUUUGAGAACCAGGCCCUUGACGGCCUGCAGACUCUGAUACCCCAGUAUCCUCGAGAGACACUUCGCGGAGCAAUCCUCGGCCCAAGCAGUGGUCUGCUGAAACAGCUACCGGAGACAGUUCGCAAAGAAGCACUGCAUUUAAUCGUCAAAUCAAUGUCUCACACCUAUUAUCUUGUUGUGGUUGCGGGGUGCCUGGCUGCUGUGGGAUCUCUUUUCAUGAAGAGAGAACGCAUCUUUAUCCAAGCUGCCAGUAUGGGCUAA
Messenger RNA from Penicillium waksmanii, 1713 nucleotides. Its product is annotated as MDR family MFS transporter. The record is from RefSeq and is a predicted model, not a curated record. Gene Ontology annotation, molecular function: transmembrane transporter activity. Bases 1 to 1713 code for a protein of 570 amino acids. Lineage: Eukaryota; Fungi; Ascomycota; Eurotiomycetes; Eurotiales; Aspergillaceae. The transcript has 9 exons. Gene Ontology annotation, biological process: transmembrane transport.